GAGGUCCUUCGGCUGCGCCCGGCCGCCGCGGAGCCAGGCAGCGGCUGAGCGGGGAAGUGCCCGCGUCCGAGGAUCGGGAUGUCCCUCCUCCUCCUCCUCUUUCUAGUGUCCUACUACAUUGGAACCUUGGGGACCCACACAGAGAUCAAGAGAGUAGCAGAGGAAAAGGUCACUUUGCCCUGUCACCAUCAACUGGGACUUCCAGAAAAAGACACACUGGAUAUUGAAUGGCUGCUCACUGAUAAUGAAGGGAACCAAAAAGUGGUGAUCACUUACUCCAGUCAUCACGUCUACAAUAACUUGACUGAGGAACAGAAGGGCCGAGUGGCCUUUGCUUCCAAUUUCCUGGCAGGAGAUGCCUCCCUGCAGAUUGAACCUCUGAAGCCCAGUGAUGAGGGCCGGUACACCUGCAAGGUGAAGAAUUCAGGGCGCUAUGUGUGGAGCUAUGUCAUCUUAAAAGUCUUAGUGAGACCAUCCAAGCCCAAGUGUGAGUUGGAAGGAGAGCUGACAGAAGGAAGUGACCUGACUUUGCAGUGUGAGUCAUCCUCUGGCACAAAGCCCAUUGUGUACUACUGGCAGCGAAUCCGAGAGAAGGAAGGAGAGGAUGAACAUCUGCCUCCCAAAUCUAGGAUUGACUACAACAACCCUGGACGAGUUCUGCUGCAGAAUCUCACCAUGUCAUCCUCGGGACUCUACCAGUGCACAGCAGGCAAUGAAGCUGGGAAAGAACGUUGUGUGGUGCGAGUAACUGUACAGUAUGUACCAAGCAUCGGCAUGGUUGCAGGAGCAGUGACAGGCAUAGUGGCUGGAGCCCUGCUGAUAUUCCUCUUGGUGUGGCUGCUAAUCCGAAGGAAAGACAAAGAGAGAUAUGAGGAAGAAGAGAGACCUAAUGAAAUUCGAGAAGAUGCUGAAGCUCCGAAAGCCCGCCUUGUGAAACCUAGCUCCUCUUCCUCAGGCUCUCGGAGCUCACGCUCUGGUUCUUCCUCCACUCGCUCCACAGCAAAUAGUGCCUCACGCAGCCAGCGGACACUGUCGACUGAAGCAGCAACCCAGCCAGGGCUGGCCACACAGGCAUACAGCCUAGUAGGGCCUUAGUUGAGAGGUUCUGAACCAAAGAAAGCCCACCAUACCACCCUGACCAAAGCAAAGCCACAUCCAGCAUGAUCCCCAGCCAGAACAGAGCCUUCCAAACUGUGCGAAUUAGAAUGGACUCAACUCCUAUGCUUUUCUAGAAGACAGGGUCUUAGGACUCUUCUAGUCAUUGGAGCUCAGUCACCAGCCACACAACCCUCUGGAACAAGAUAAGAGGUCAUUUAAGUAGCAGUGAGCAUUGUACAGAACAGAUCCAGAUAAACUCUUUCCUUGUAUGAUACUAAACAAGCAAAAAGAUAUCAAAAUCAUCUCCAAAAAGGCAUCUCACUGUGCCUUUAGACCAAAGUAGGGGAAAGCAGGGGUCCAAAUCUGUCUAUUCAUUGACCAGGACCUGUGGUGAGAAGAUUGGUAGAAGGUGAGGUGAACACACCUAAAACUUCUCACCUGGGAUAUUUUCUAUCAAUGCUUCAAUUCACCAUUGUCGAGAAGAAAUUAGAUGUUGUUUGUAAAUUUUCUAUGCAUUUCUGCAAACCUAUUGGAUUAUUGUGAUUAUUCAGAUAGUCAAGCAGAACCCACAGCCUUAUAUUACACCGAUUUGCACCAUGUACUGAGCUAACCACUUCUAAAAAAAACUCCAA
Molecule: messenger RNA, 1730 nt
Organism: Carlito syrichta (Philippine tarsier)
Lineage: Eukaryota; Metazoa; Chordata; Mammalia; Primates; Tarsiidae
Gene: CLMP
Product: CXADR like membrane protein
Exons: 7
Coding region: 79-1095 (338 amino acids)
Cellular component (GO): membrane; cell surface; cytoplasmic microtubule
Source: RefSeq, a predicted model, not a curated record